Entamoeba histolytica HM-1:IMSS is the source of this 804-nucleotide messenger RNA. RefSeq names its product ariadne-1, putative. The record is from RefSeq and is a predicted model, not a curated record. NCBI's taxonomy places the organism in Eukaryota, Evosea, Mastigamoebida, Endamoebidae. Bases 1 to 804 code for a protein of 267 amino acids. Gene Ontology annotation, cellular component: cytoplasm; ubiquitin ligase complex. Gene Ontology annotation, biological process: ubiquitin-dependent protein catabolic process; protein polyubiquitination; positive regulation of proteasomal ubiquitin-dependent protein catabolic process. Gene Ontology annotation, molecular function: ubiquitin conjugating enzyme binding; zinc ion binding; ubiquitin protein ligase activity. The transcript has a single exon.
AUGACGUAUAAUUUUUAUUCAAAAAAUAAAAAUGAACAAAAAACUAAAAAAGAACAAAUGAAUGAUAUGACACAUUCAAUAUACAAACUUGAUCUUAAUGAAUUUGUUAAAUUAAGUGAAGAAAAACAAAAAGAAAUUCUGUGUGAAUGUGUAGAAAAUUAUAGGAAAGAAAAUCAGAAGAAUAAUAAAGAAAUGUUUUGUUGUAGUGUUUGUUAUGAAGAAUAUACUUAUAAGGAGACAUUUAUAAAUGAAUGUGGACAUAGGUUUUGUAUAAAAUGUUGGAGGGAAAAUAUAAUACAACAAAUUCAAAGUGAUUGGCAUCAAGUUCAUUGUAUGGAACAAGGGUGUAAUUGUGUAGUGAAAAUAGAAGACAUUAUGACACAUUGUUUAAUUCAAGACAUUUGUAUGUUAAAUAUGUAUUGUGAAAGACUCACGUUUAAAACAUUUGAAGAUAAUAUUUGUGAAUGUCCAAAAUGUCGAUGUGAAAUGAUAACAUUUGAGAAGGAAUAUAAAACUACAUGUCCAAGAUGUAAAUAUUUGUUUUGUAGAAAAUGCGGAGAAAAUUGGCAUGAAGGAAAAAGUUGUGAUGAAUGGAAGAGAAAUAAAGAACAAGAACAAGAAGAUCUGAAAUGGAUUAAUCAAAAUACAAAAAAAUGUCCAAGUUGUGGUGAUAGAAUCCAAAAGAAUGGAGGGUGUAAUCAUAUGACAUGUAAAUGUGGAUAUCAAUUCUGUUGGUUAUGUGGUGUUAAAUAUUCAUCUGAUCAUUGGACGAAUAAUACAACAGGAUGUAAACAAUUCACAUAA